Molecule: messenger RNA, 902 nt
Organism: Lampris incognitus (smalleye Pacific opah)
Lineage: Eukaryota; Metazoa; Chordata; Actinopteri; Lampriformes; Lampridae
Gene: nkx3-1
Product: NK3 homeobox 1
Exons: 2
Coding region: 6-581 (191 amino acids)
Biological process (GO): cell differentiation; regulation of transcription by RNA polymerase II
Cellular component (GO): nucleus
Molecular function (GO): RNA polymerase II cis-regulatory region sequence-specific DNA binding; DNA-binding transcription factor activity, RNA polymerase II-specific
Source: RefSeq, a predicted model, not a curated record
GCGAGAUGUGCGAGAGGGUCCGACCUCUGACUUCGUUCCUCAUAGAGGACAUCCUGGCCGUCAAGGAGAGCGGGCGGAUGGACGGCACAUGCUUCGCCCCGAAGACGGAGGCGGUGCGCCCGCAGCAGCGGCAGCAGCCCGGGCAGACGCCGGAGACCCCGUGCGGAGCGCGGAAAGAGCCCCCGAAAACGUCACGCCCCGAUGACACCGAAGACGGUUUCACAUGCGGAGGCAAAGGCAAACCGAAGCGUUCCCGCGCAGCCUUCACACACCUGCAAGUGCUGGAACUGGAGAAGAAGUUCAACCACCAGAAAUACCUGUCCGCCCCGGAGAGGGCCCACCUGGCCGACACCUUAAGACUGACCGAGACCCAGGUGAAAAUAUGGUUCCAGAACAGGAGGUACAAAACGAAAAGGAAACAGCAGACCUCCGGACUGUGUAAGGACCUCUGCAACAAGGAGGGACUGAUCCUGGAGGGGGAUUUCUUUCGCGCCUCUCUGCUCACAACUUUAUACAAAACGUACGAACACCGUCCAUACCUGUGCGGCUUCAGCGCCCCCGGGAGGCCAGCCGUAUGGUGACGCAUGGCACGCAACUGCGUGAUGUUCUAAAUCAGAAAACAUUUGUGUCAAGUUGAUCUAUGCACCAUUUUACGUCAACAGAGAGUACCGUCCUAUGUUCUGUUUUUUUUCUAUUUUAUGUCGCUAUCCACAUCAAUAUAGUCUUAAGUUUCCUGGAGAAGUUAACUAUAUUUGCACAUCAGCAUGUUUGGGUACAUCAGUGAUGCUCUGCCUCAUCAACAGCUGCAUAAAUUGUCCCCCCCCCCGGGGGGGGCGAAAUUCAACAAUUGUUGUGGUAUUUUUGGCCUACAGUUUGUUGGAUCACUGAAUUCAUCUGUAAGA